CUCACAAGGAGGAGCCGCUGCCUAAGCAUAUCUCCUCAAACCUGUGCUGACAUCUGACUGUCGCCUGUAGCUCCAGUGAUCUAGUCAGUGUGUGAAACACCGCUGGGUUUUUAAAAAAACAGUUUCUGUAGUUUUUCAGCUUUGUAUUCAGCGUCCAGUGAACCUCCACAGAGAACACAACUUGUCAGAGGGACAGAGUGAGAAGCGCAUCUCAACUUUGGAGAGGAGAGAGCGCGCAGAUGGCAGCCCUCAUCAGCGCGUACUCGUCGUGGCCAGAGUCCUUCGAGUGUCCUCCAGGAGACGGGGAGGUGCCGGACGGACAUGGCCCGCACAGGACCCCCGUGGACAAGGCGCCGGAGCCGCGGAUCAGACGGCCCAUGAACGCGUUCAUGGUGUGGGCCAAAGAUGAGCGCAAGCGGCUGGCGGUUCAAAACCCAGACCUCCACAAUGCCGAGCUCAGCAAAAUGUUGGGCAAGUCAUGGAAGGCCCUCAGUCCCCCUGAUAAGAGGCCCUAUGUGGAGGAAGCAGAGAGGCUUCGGGUGCAGCACAUGCAGGACUACCCCAACUAUAAGUAUCGGCCUCGCAGGAAGAAACAGAUGAAACGCAUCUGCAAGCGUGUGGACCCUGGCUUCCUCCUGAGCGGGCUGGCCCCUGAUCAGAACGCCCUGCCCGACCAGCGAGUGCUCUGUCACCCCCACGACAAAGACGAGGGCAGCCCUAAUGGUCUCAGAAGCGGCUUCUCCAGCCCCAGCCCUGCUCUGCCCAGCGUCAGGAGCUUCAGAGACCCAGCCGGCUCCAGCAGCAGCUUUGACACCUACCCCUACGGCCUGCCCACUCCCCCGGAGAUGUCUCCCUUAGAUGCUAUGGAUCACGAGCAUGUACCCCCCUCUUAUUAUUCAACAUCUGGUAGCUCCUCCUGCUCUUCCUCCUGCCCAGAGGACCACACCAGAAUCAGACACACAUGGCCAGUCCCACCCCCGUACCACACUGACUACACUCAGACCCAAAUCCACUGUGGGGGCACACACAUCGGUCACAUCUCUCAUGGUGGACUGAUCCCUGGUCCGCCGCUGUCUUACUACAGUACCUCAUCUUUUUCCCAGAUUCACCACGGGCUCCAUCAGGGCCACCUGGGUCAGCUGUCCCCCCCACCAGAGACACAGGGUCACCUGGAGACUCUAGAUCAGCUGAGUCAGGCAGAGCUUCUGGGUGAGGUGGACCGCAAUGAGUUUGACCAGUACCUGAACUCCAAUGGGACAGGGUUCCAUCCUGAGCAGGUCAGCAGCCUGACUGUUACAGGACACAUCCAGUUGGCGUCUACAGCUACCGCUUCUGUCACCGCGUGUCCCAGUAGCACCACAGAAACCAGCCUCAUUUCGGUGCUUGCGGACGCAACGGCAGCCUACUACAACAACUACGGUAUCUCGUAAACUUACAGUACACUUGUGGCUGAUCGGAGACAUUCAGGGGUUUAAAAUGGGUGAAGAAAUUUAGGAUGAUGUUGCACUUGAGUGCCAAUAAGGGAAACAUUUCUGUGCUCUAACCUGUAAUUUCAAAUCCUGUAUCAGCCUCCAUGAGCAACAUCAUCCCACCAUGAUAAAAACCUGAACUGAUCACAGAGCAAUAUGAUUGUCUGGAGCCGAGGACAGAACAAAGAGCAAAUGGAGGAAUAUGAAGAAAGGGAGAUGGACACCUCAGGGAUGCAGACACAAAAUACUAUAGUAUGCCACCUCCAGUUGUCAUGACAUUUCUAAACCAGAAGAACUAUCGUCAAGACUUUUUGUCCACUUGUAAAUGUAACCAGUUACUGUUGCCACUGCGGCAUGUACAGAUGCUCUUUAGAAGCUAAUUUAAGUCCUUUGAUGUUUUGCAUAAAUGCUAACUGUAAUGCUAUUAUCAACGCUUUCCAUUCGAAUGUUUGUAUUAUAUGUUCUCGCUCUUCCUAGCUUGGGAGUCUUACCUCAGUAGUUGUAAUUGAAUGAGGUUUUAGUUGGACAUUUCUUAUGCAAUUUAACAAAACGGUGUAUAAUGAAGAAAAAAGGCGUUUAUACUUCUUCUCAAGUACUUAAUAAUAUAUAAUCAUAACCUCUACGAUGAAAAAUAAUAAUGGUAACUAUAACUGUAUGCUGAUUUAGGUUUGUGAAAGACAAUAAUUUAAAAUAAAGUUACAUUUUUAUAUUAA
Messenger RNA from Cottoperca gobio, 2182 nucleotides. RefSeq names its product SRY-box transcription factor 7 (gene sox7). Lineage: Eukaryota; Metazoa; Chordata; Actinopteri; Perciformes; Bovichtidae. Gene Ontology annotation, molecular function: DNA-binding transcription activator activity, RNA polymerase II-specific; RNA polymerase II cis-regulatory region sequence-specific DNA binding. Gene Ontology annotation, cellular component: nucleus. Gene Ontology annotation, biological process: positive regulation of transcription by RNA polymerase II; cell differentiation. The record is from RefSeq and is a predicted model, not a curated record.